AAUUUAUCUGAUGUGCCUUUUAACCCAACUUCGCUUUGUUUCUAAAUUUGACUUUCCACAUCAAUCACCCCACGUCCAAGUCAGCCAUUCAGUCAACCCUCAAGGCAUCCUCCAUCUCACACUCUGCAAUCUGACACUACUCACUUGUAUGUGAAUGUGAAGAUAACUAAUACUAUUAUUGUCUUUGUAGCAAAGUCAUGGGCUGUUUUCAGUCCAAAACUGCACUUCUACCAUCUCCUGAUCAACAACCUCCUCCUCCUGAACCCAAUCCAGAUCUAGGUGAUGCUAAUGAAGAGGAACAACUCCCCGCAUUCAAAGAGUUCGCCCUGGCUGAACUCCGGACCGCCACCAAUGGUUUCAGCAGCGAAUUAAUUGUGUCGGAGAGUGGAGAGAAAGCUCCCAAUGUUGUCUACAAAGGAAAGCUCAAGAACAAUUGUGUUGUUGCCAUCAAGCGCUUCUCAAGGCAGUCAUGGCCCGACCCUCAUCAGUUCGUGACUGAAGCUGGUGGUGUGGGGAAAGUUCGGCAUAAGAGAUUGGUGAAUUUGAUUGGUUGUUGCGCAGAGGGAGAUGAGCGGUUAUUAGUAGCGGAGUACAUGCUUAAUGAUACCCUCUCCAAGCACCUCUUUCAUUGGGAAAAACAACCAUUCCCUUGGGAAAUGCGUCUCAGAGUUGCUUACCAUAUUGCUCAAGCACUUGAUCAUUGCAAUUCUCAAAACCGUAAUAUCUAUCAUGAUUUAAAUGCUUACAGGGUUCUUUUCGAUGAGGAUGGUGGCCCUCGAUUAUCCAGUUUUGGUCUUAUGAAAAAUAGCAGAGAUGGAAAAAGCUACAGUACAAACUUAGCUUAUACUCCACCAGAGUUUCUAAGGACAGGUAGGGUCAUUCCAGAGAGUGUGAUCUACAGCUAUGGAACUGUUCUGUUGGACCUUUUGAGUGGAAAGCAUAUACCUCCAGGCCAUGCAUUAGACUUAAUAAGGGGCAAAAAUUUGUUAUUAUUAAUGGAUUCGUCAUUGGAAGGACAAUAUGCCAAUGAUGAUGCUACUCGAUUGGUUGAACUAGCCUCAAAAUGUCUCCAAUAUGAGGCUAAAGAUCGACCGGAUGUUAAGUUUCUUGUUUCGGCAGUGGCACCCCUCCAAAAGCAGAUGGAGGUUGCAUCACAUGUUCUAAUGGGUCUACUGAAAACUCAAGCGGCGUUGCCAACUAUGCUAUCCCCCCUUGGGAAAGCUUGUGCAAGGAUGAAUCUUACUGCAGUGCAUGAUAUUUUGCUUAAAACUGGUUAUAAAGAUGAAGAAGGUGCAGAAAAUGAGCUCUCUUUUCAAGAAUGGACGCAACAAGUUCAAGACAUGUUGAAUACAAAAAAAUUUGGGGAUAUUGCAUUCAGAGACAAGGAUUUCAAGAAUGCUAUCGACUAUUACUCAAAGCUGGUAUCAAUGAUGUCUGUUCCUUCGGGUACUGUGUUUGUGAGACGAGCAUUGUCAUACCUGAUGAUUGAACAAGCAGAACUUGCUUUGAGAGAUGCAAUGCAGGCUCAGGUGUGCUUACCAGAGUGGCCUACUGCGUUCUACAUGCAAGCUCUUGCACUAAACAAGCUUGGGAUGGAAAGUGAUGCUCAGGAUAUGCUUAAUGAUGGAGCAUCCUUUGAAGCAAAGAAGCAGAAUAGCUGGCGGAUUUAGAUGAUUAUUUUAAAGGGUUCUUUUUCAGUUGAUGUCUUGUGGGCAAAAUAUUUUUAACACAUACAAGAAAUGUAUAAAAGAAGAUGAUUAAUAGCAAGAAAUAAGAAGAGAAGCGACCGACAAGCUUCAACUUAAAGUUUAGUGUAUGGGGGUAGGCCUGUUAUUAUUAUUAUUAUUAUUAUGUGGUUUUGGUUUUGAAAUUGAUUUGUUGAUGAGUUGAAUUGAGAGUGCAAGUGAACGAAUUGGCAGAUCAGCAUUUAGUUUAAAAAAUUUUUCAACUAGCAUGCAUGAUUCAUAUUGAUUUUCAUUAUUAGAAAAUUUAAAAUAGUACAUGGAAUGAUUCUUGUCAUCUUGUCGGAUUUCUAAAAACUGAAAUAGUAUGGGCCGGUGGAUAGGUGAGGCCCAAAUGUUUGUUUGCUACACUGACAGCACAGGACAAGUGGUCAUUGAUAGAUUGAUUCAUUGGUCAAAUGGACGUGGCAGUGACAUGGAAAAGAUAAUUCAAAAAUCUUGAUAGGUCAAUAAGUUUCUUGUCCUUAAAUAUGGAAAGAAGUAUCCGUGCUUGUUUGUUUGCAUUCAAGUAUCGGGAAUCUUCAUCUCUUCGAAUGGGUUGAUGUAGGAAAAGCGGAUAGUCAUUUUAUGGAUAAAUCAGCACUUGGCAAGGAGGCUCGUGAGGAAAUCACGCGGGAGUCACUGAUUGCUAUCUCUUAUUCUGUACCAGACAAGGCUCUUGCUUUUAAACUCUCAUCAGAAUGUUUAAACGGUGAAAAGCUGGGCGACAGAGGAUUUGAUGGAGCCGAGAAGUUUAGGUCCGAACUGAUUUCAAUAACAUAUUUAGAGUCAGCUGACAUUAAUGCCAAUUGGACACACUUAGAGAAUUGAAGGGUUAGACUGGACUAAUAGAGACAGCAGGUUCAGGUUCUGUUUUAUUGCAAAAUCUCUCUUCUAUUUUUAUUUUUUUGGUGUCAUAUUCUGUUGUAUUGUGUUGUGUGCAUCAAAUUAUAAUCUGUACAUGGGCACUGCCCAAAUGCGAUGCUUGGUUUCAAUAGUUUAAAAACAGAUUUCUGGGAUUUCUGUGGAGAAGUUUUCUUCUGUUCAUGAAUGAAUGUAGAUUUGUGUGUC
Mangifera indica (mango) is the source of this 2792-nucleotide messenger RNA. RefSeq names its product serine/threonine-protein kinase BSK2-like. Gene Ontology annotation, molecular function: protein kinase activity; ATP binding; protein binding. Lineage: Eukaryota; Viridiplantae; Streptophyta; Magnoliopsida; Sapindales; Anacardiaceae. Gene Ontology annotation, biological process: protein phosphorylation; brassinosteroid mediated signaling pathway. Bases 198 to 1670 code for a protein of 490 amino acids. The record is from RefSeq and is a predicted model, not a curated record. The transcript has 10 exons.